AUGGGUAAAAAAAAUGGAAGUGAUAAACCAUCCAUUAUGGUUUUGCAAGAAAAGGCUCCAAUUGUUACACCACAGCAAAAAAAUCAAGCACAAACGGCAAGCUUAAUGCAAAAUCAAGCACAACCGCAAAAAAUUAUGCAAGCUCCUGUUACAUCGGCACCGAAUGAAUCUAAACCAGAUUUUAAUUCCAUGAGCAAAGAAAAGACUUAA
Molecule: messenger RNA, 210 nt
Organism: Trichomonas vaginalis G3
Lineage: Eukaryota; Parabasalia; Trichomonadida; Trichomonadidae
Exons: 1
Coding region: 1-210 (69 amino acids)
Source: RefSeq, a predicted model, not a curated record